AUGGAGGUCGAGCAGCGAAAUGCUGAGGAGGGGUUCGCGUUCCGGAGCUCGCGCUUCUUUCCGGAUGUGUUGCGGAUCCGGAAUCGGCUGGCCCGGGAGUGUCUCACCGAGUUUUUGUGCUCCUUUCUGUUCUUGCUAAUCGGCAUCGGCACAACCGUCCAGAUCAAAGCUGUCAAAGGGGUUGAGGGCAAUUUCUUGACCCUAAAUCUCUGUUGGGGCAUGGCCGUGUUCUUCUCGACAAUGUUAGGCAUUGGAGUGUCAGGUGGCCAAACGAACCCGUCCGUUUCCCUUGUACUUUGGUCUCUUGGGCGGUUGACGGCCCGGCAAGUGAUCGUCUACAUCCCGAUACAGGUAUUCGGGGCAUUUGUCGGUACUGCGACUGCUUAUCUUGAUUAUUUGGAAACCCUUAACCACUAUGAUGGUGGUACCAGAACGACUGAGGGCCCAAAUGCGACCCUGUGUUUUUUCGUGUCCUGCCAGGCCGUGUAUGCCUCGAAGUUGGCCUGUCUUUUCGACCAGAUCGUAGGCACAGCCAUCCUCUGCUGCACCAUGUCCUCAAUGCUCGACCCGAGGAAUGGGAUUCCAAAGUGCUUACAUCCGAUUUUUGGAGGAUUAACGGUGCUAACGAUUGGGUUAUCGUUUGCCCAAAACGACGCAUACCCAAUCCACGCAGCGAGGGACCUAGGGGCCCGGUUAUUUUUGUUUAUCGUUUACGGGAAGGAUGUGUGGACCAACGGCAAUUACUACUGGUGGGUGCCGGUGGUCGGUCCGUUGAUAGGUGGAUAUGUGGGGGCAUGGAUCUACGUCGCUUUCGUCGAUUUACAUGCGUGGUCGAAUGGGGAGGAGAAAGAUAGGCAGAGCUUCUUGCAGAGUCAACGGACGCCGACGGCCUGGAGUUCGCAGACGACCAUACAAAAAGUCGGGCCGCUAAUCCAAAAUUCGUCGGAAUCGGCAUGGAAUUCGCAUACAACCCUGCAAAGUCGUGUC
Messenger RNA from Mesorhabditis spiculigera, 987 nucleotides. Lineage: Eukaryota; Metazoa; Nematoda; Chromadorea; Rhabditida; Rhabditidae. The record is from the annotation of a GenBank genome assembly.